This is a messenger RNA of Dentiscutata erythropus, 1245 nucleotides long. NCBI's taxonomy places the organism in Eukaryota, Fungi, Glomeromycota, Glomeromycetes, Diversisporales, Gigasporaceae. The record is from the annotation of a GenBank genome assembly.
AUGUCCCAAUUUUCGUUUUCUCCGCAAUAUUAUGAAGCAUUAGAACGGUUGAAAAAGAAUGUUAAAGCUUCUAAAAAUAUAACUGUAGAAGAAGUAAGAAAGAAUUAUGGCCUAAUUCCUGUACCAACUCCAAAUGACUGUAUUGUGGAUGAGACUAUAUUGGAUGAAAAAUAUGUAAUUAAAAGCAAGGAAUAUUUAAUGGAUAGGUUGAAAAUAUAUGAAGACGUUGUUGAUGAAAAGUGGCAAGAACUUGAUAAUAAUGGAUUAUCCGGAGAAUGGGUUAAGAUUAAAGAUAAGAAAGAUACAGGAAGGGUUGUGCUUUUCAUGUUUGGUGGAGGAUAUUUUAUGGGAUCACCUAAAGUAUGUCGUAAUUUGACUUAUAAAAUUGCAAAAAAUGCUGAAUGUUCAGUUUUUGCAAUUAAUUAUCGUCUUUCUCCUGAACAUCAAUUUCCUGUUGCACUUUGUGAUGCUUUAGCAGCAUAUUUCUAUCUUACUGAUCCUCCUCUAGAAACUGGACUUAAACCAAUUGAUCCUAAACAAAUUAUAUUUGCUGGACCUAGUGCUGGUGGUGGAUUGGCUGUUGCUACUGCAUUAUUCAUUCGUGAUGUUGGUUUACCAUUGCCAUCAGGACUUGUUUUAUGGUCACCAUGGGUAGAUUUAAUGGCUAGCAUGCCAUCUUAUUGGAAACCUGAAAUGGACAAAACUGACUUUAUAGCUGGUGCGCUAAAUUUCCAAGAUUUAAUUUAUAUUGUGCAAAUGAAGCUUUGGCCAUUCCAUAUGUUAGUCCAAAGUUUGGGAAAUCUACCACCUAUUUUAUGUCAAGUGGGUGGUGGAGAAAGAUUUUUAGAUUCAAAUAUUUUAUUCAGUUUCAGAGCUUCUGAUCCGAGUAAAUUUCAAUUACCUAAAUAUGCUACAAUGAAUUUUGCUAAUUCACCGUUCAAGAAGCCUACCGAUGUCACACUUGAAGUUUAUGAAGGAGCGUGUCAUUGUUUUCAAGAAAUAGUUCCUGAUGAAAAAAUUUCAAAGUUCUCAGUAAAACGUUCUUGCGAUUUUAUUAAGAAUCAUACACUUAAUGAAAGUAUUCCGAAAGAAGCUGAGAAUAAAUCUUUUCAAGGUAUUCAAAAAACCAUUAAUACUAUUGCAAUUAACCCAAAUUGUGAUAUUAAAGAGUUAGAUAAAAAAUUUCUAGAAUGUCUAAACUGGGAAAAUAUUGGUGUUGUCCCAGAAUUAGAAGUUGACAUAUAA